AGGGCAGAGCAGAGCAGAGUACGCGGCGAGAGGAGCCUGUGAAGGGAUUCCCGCGGUCCCCAGAAUCCUGCUCUGCCCUGGAUUUCAAUUUGUUGAAAUGAGCAGUCGUAAAUCAAAGAGUAACAACUUAAUACAAGCAGAAUACCUUUCGCGGGUACAAAGAAUUUUACGUGAAAGAUUUUGUCAUCAGAGUCCACAUAGUAACCUAUUUGGAGUACAAGUACAAUAUAAACACUUAAUUGAGCUGCUGAAAAGAACUGCUAUCCAUGGAGAAAGUAACUCUGCUCUCAUUAUUGGACCCCAAGGAUCAGGAAGGACUAUGUUAAUAAACCAUGCUUUGAAAGACCUAAUAGAAGGAGAAGGGAGUGAAAAUGUAUUACAAGUUCACUUAAAUGGACUGCUGCAGAUCGAGGACAAAAUUGCCCUAAGGCAGUUAAAUCUGGAAACUGUAGUUGGAGAUAGUUUUGGAAGUUUUGCUGAAAACCUUUCAUUUCUUCUGGAAGCUUUAAAAAAAGGUGACUGGACUAGUAGUUGCCCAGCGAUCUUCAUAUUAGAUGAAUUUGAUCUUUUUGCUCAUCAUAAAAACCAAACACUCCUCUAUAAUCUUUUUGACAUUUCUCAGUUUGCACAGACUCCAGUAGCAGUUAUUGGUCUUACACGUAGAUUGGAUAUUUUGGAACUCUUAGAAAAAAGAGUGAAGUCACGAUUUUCCCACUGGCAGAUACACUUAAUGAAUUCACUUGGUUUUCCACAGUAUCUUAAAAUAUUUAAAGAACAAUUAUCUCUAUCUGCAGUAUUUCCAGACAAGAUUUUCGCUGAGAAGCGGAAUGAGAAGGUUCAGAGUCUCUCAGAAGAUAGAAGUGUACAAGAAGUGCUGCAGAAGCAUUUCAAUGUCAGCAAAAACCUGCGGUCAUUACACAUGCUAUUGAGGCUUGCUUUAAAUCGCGUAACACCAUCACAACCAUUUAUGACUGCAGCAGAUCUGACGGAGGCAAAUCAGCAGUGUAGCGUGGACUCUAAAGCAAAUAUUGUACGUGGUCUGUCGGUCUUGGAAAUCUGUCUUAUCAUAGCAAUGAAACAUUUAAAUGACAUCUAUGAAGAGAAGCCCUUUAAUUUUCAAAUGGUUUAUAAUGAGUUUCAGAAGUUUGUUCAAAGGAGGGCCCAUUCUGUUUAUAAUUUUGAGAAAUCUGUUGUCAUGAAGGCUUUUGAACACUUACAACAAUUAGAAUUAAUAAGGCCCCUGGAAAGAACAUCAGUAAAUACACAGAGGGAGUACCAGCUGAUGAAACUACUUCUGGAUAAUACACAAAUUAUGAAUGCUUUGCAGAAAUACCCUAACUGUCCUACAGAUGUUAGGCAGUGGGCAACAUCCUCCCUAAACUGGUUAUAAAUAUAACCAUGGCUUCAGUUAUGGAGUUUCAGGCAUACUUCUCUAAAGAACUAAAAGCUAUUGUCCUUUAACAAGAUAUGUUACUAUGUUUCCUAUAUUUAUAAAGAUGUAUUUUUGUAUUUAUGGGAGACUGUUAAAUAUGCAGUAUCAUGGC
Molecule: messenger RNA, 1544 nt
Organism: Balaenoptera musculus (blue whale)
Lineage: Eukaryota; Metazoa; Chordata; Mammalia; Artiodactyla; Balaenopteridae
Product: origin recognition complex subunit 4-like
Biological process (GO): DNA replication; DNA replication initiation
Cellular component (GO): nucleus; nuclear origin of replication recognition complex
Molecular function (GO): DNA replication origin binding; ATP hydrolysis activity; ATP binding
Source: RefSeq, a predicted model, not a curated record